This is a messenger RNA of Ylistrum balloti, 7675 nucleotides long. Its product is annotated as protein Smaug homolog 2-like. The record is from RefSeq and is a predicted model, not a curated record. Gene Ontology annotation, molecular function: protein binding; translation repressor activity; mRNA binding. Gene Ontology annotation, cellular component: P-body. The transcript is spliced from 12 exons. Gene Ontology annotation, biological process: regulation of mRNA stability; negative regulation of translation; regulation of DNA-templated transcription. Bases 175 to 2307 code for a protein of 710 amino acids. NCBI's taxonomy places the organism in Eukaryota, Metazoa, Mollusca, Bivalvia, Pectinida, Pectinidae.
AAGUACCAGUAUUAUAGAGAUGAUGUACCUUUUUGAUGGAGUGGGACUAGGUGAUUGAGGAACUCUAUUGUAGACGCCAGAUGUACAUUGAGGAUGUUCCUGAAAAUGUUGUUUUUUAAGUGACAGAACAUUUUAUUGUUGUAAGAUGUGAACGUAGAACAUAACUUUGGAAAUAUGAAAUCAAAUAAUUUGUUUCGAGAUCAGGUGAACUCGGUGACUAAUUUGUUUGAGAAAUGGAGUGAAUGUGAACAGACAGUGGCUCUAUGUACACUGUUUAAACAGAUUUCUCCUACACAAUGCCGAUUCCUGGCUCAAGUGUUGGACCAGACGGACUGUACAGAUAUAAGCCAGACGGAGAAUGAGGCCAAUGAUCCAGGAUAUAUUCACAAAUUGGCCAACAAUGAUUCCAAAGAGUAUACUAUUGGACAGCUCCUAGCUCAUCUUCCACUGCUCCGAACAGGAGAAAAUCAGGCCAAGGUUGAAUAUCUAUCUUUGAUCUCAUCCAUAUUGGGUUACACAAUUCAAAAUGGUACUCAUAUUGAAGAAAGUCGGCAGAUUAUUUCAUAUUCAUUGAUGCAUCCUGCAAUUACAAGUGAUGAACGUUCAGAAUUUACCUUAUGGAUUGGGAAGCUAGAAGAACAGUUCACAUAUAGUAUUCAUCCUCAACAAAAGAAGUCUGUGAAAGAUGAGGAAAGUAUUAGUCAAUCUCUAGGGAACUUGAACUUAAAUUUCAAUGCCACACACAAACCAGUUGAGAGUGGGAGAACAAAUGGCUGGCCUGUACACCCACCGGGAGAUCCCCUUGUCAUCAACACGAUGGACCCAAUGCCUGUCCCGCCUAAUGAUCUCCUCAUCACUCAACAAAAUCUCAUCAAUCAGCGACAACAUCAAGUACCCCCACCUCCACCACCUAACAGUAGUCAAAUAAGCUACAAUCACACUGCCUGCAAGUCACACCAUCCACCUCUCCAGCCAACUAAAUCAGCUCCACCCAACUUCAUAUCAGUGCCUUCUUCACAAUCUUCACUGAACCCUGGUUCACGAGUUCAUCAGCCAUUAGCGAGGACCCCGUCGGUGUCAGUGGUACCUCCUAGCUCCAUCCUAGUGCCAAACCACAUCAAUGACUGGCUACAGUCAAGUGAGGAUCAGUCCUCACAUUCCUCAUCUGAUAGGGGGCGCUCACACUCCAUGACUUCAUCAGACCAUGCUCCACUUUCCCCACAGAGCAGUAUCACAUCCUCUAGUAGCAGUAGUGGCGACACCCAUCAAGAUGAUGGUCCACAGCCAGUCAAAAAUAGCUUUCUGGAGGAAGGCAGUGGAAUGAGGGAUGUACCUUUAUGGUUAAAAACUUUGCGCCUUCACAAAUAUGCCUAUAUCUUCCAACAAUUAACUUAUGAAGAAAUGAUGAACCUGACAGAGGAGUGGUUGGAAUCUCAGGUACAAUGGAAUGUAACGAAAGGUGCUAGAACAAAAAUUGUGCUCAGUCUGAACAAGCUUCGUGAAAGACAGUCCUUGCUUCGCUCACUUGAAAAGGAGAUGAUGGAUGGUGGAUCUGUAAAGGCUGCUCUCACAGAGAUGAAAGUUAUCAUCAAUACCCCAAUGAAGGCGUUCUCCCAGGACACUGACCGACUCCCAUCUGUACCUUCAGGUUCAGAAGGAAGCGAAUACUCUUAUAUUGUUGAAGGGGACCUGGUUGCACAGUUUACCAGAGUUAUGGGCAAAGUUUGUACACAGUUGUUGACGGCCAGCCGUCCAGAUGAUGAAUGUUUUAAUCUCUACCUCAGUCUCAUUGACAAGUGUAUCAAUCAUGAGGCAUUUACACAUAGACAAAAAAAACUGUUAUCCACCUGGAAGCAAGAAACACAGAGAAUAUAUCAACCACCACUCAAAUACAGUAUGGAUAGGAAACUGAAACAAGGAUGGGGUAAUACAUUUCCUCUUGGUGCCUCAUUGCGUGGAGGUUUAAACCAAAAGGUCCAACGUCAGCCCCGUACAACUACACAGUGGAGUUUUGGUGCCAAAAGGUCUAUAGUUGGAGGCACUACCAGUGGUCACCUUCCUCUGACACGCAACACCUCUCUCAAUCCAGCACUCUUCUCUCGGCCAGGAUUUGUUGAGGGCAAGCAGCCAGUGACAAGAACCCAUUCUGCUCCUCUGAGGUCUCCAAAUCUUGGUCUGGCUGUGUCAGAUUGUGAAUCUACAGCAGACAAUGCAGAAAACUAUGCUCAGCUGGAUUCUCUGUGCAUGAGUGUAACAGAACAUGCCCUUGGAGGGCCAGAUUCUGGAGAUAAAGGUUCAGGAUUUUGAAAAUAAUGAAGAAAGAAAGAGUGAAAAAGCAGCUAGCAGGAAUGUGUACAGACAUAACUUAAUUCUGUAUGAGUUAACUUUUAUGAGUUUAUGUUAAGAGUUUGUUUUAAUAAAAUCAAGGCUAUAGGGUCAAACCCAUUAAAGACAGAAUUAUCAAUGUUAUGAAUAUUUGCUUGGUCUGCUGUGGUGUGUAUGAGGAUGUUUUUUUUUCUUCUCUGUAGCUUUGUAUCUAUUUCACCAACCAUUGUUUAAUUGCCUGUGUUUUCAUCUUUACAUUUUUUUUUUUUUUUUUUCUUGUAAUUUACACUUGAAUGAAUCCACACCAAGAUGUUUCCUAGCUACCAUUCAUAUACUAGUGACAGUAUAUGUAAAUAGAUCAUAUAACCUUGUGAUUGUGGCGUGUUCAAUAUUCACCAAUAUUUUGCGUUGUUAUUGAUUUGUUGAAUUUUUUUUUCUUUCUUUCUUUUUUCAUAUCAAGCUUUUUCAUAUUCUUCCAAACUCAGAUGUGUAUUGUUUAUUUAAUUUUAUAAGACAUAGAAUGUUUUGCUGUUUAAUUUUAGAUUUUAGUUGAAUGUAUAAAAAAAGUAUGGUUACAGCCGGAUCUGAUACCUAUCUUGAUUUAUGUGUACGCAUACUGUGUAUAUGUCUAUUAUUUAACAUUAUGAGUUACCUGUGAUCAUCGCUUUAUAACUUAUCAUUCAUAAAUUCACAGAGUGCCUUUUGUCAUAAGAGAUAAAUGUAUACUGAAAGGUUCUGCCAAAAUCUAUGCAUGCACAAAUCAACCAAAUCGGUGCAGUAUUCCAUGGGUUAAAGUUGGCGUCUUUGUACUGAUGGACCUAUACUUCAGUGUCAAAGACACUUGUUUUAUUAUUUGAUGGGAGUGAGGAUUCUUGCAUAAAGAAUUUGUCUAAAUACAUUCUUAUUAAGUCUGAGUAGGAGAAAGAAUGUCCAUGCCUUUACAGAAUGUGUUUGGCAUAACAGCAAGUGAAAAAUGUGAUUUUAUGAGUUUUGUCUGGGGUGAAUCUACCAUGGCCAGUAAUUUUUGUAUCAUUUAGUAGUACCUCCUAUAUAAAGUGUUAGAACCAUGAAGUGUCAGUUUGAGAAAAUAUCAAACCUUAUAUUAGACUGGUAGAUAUUUGAUGUACAUGUGUAACAGAUAUAAUGAUAUUUAUUUAAAUGCUGUGUAAAGAGUUUAGAGUUCAAGAUUUGACAUAUGUUGAAGUCUAUUAUGUGUAGUGAACCAAAAUGGACAAACAAUAUCAAAAAGCAUACUGAUGUUUGGUUAUGUUAUCAUUUUUCCAAGACUUAACCCAACAACUAUCAUCUUCAGUCCUUUAGUAUCCGUUUACAGAGAAUAAUCCUGGUUAAUUGCAGGGUCUGCAUGUUGUGCUGAUCCUCUGCAUUUGAUAUUUUCGAUGUUCAGUAUUUCCUUUCAAAAUUUUUAUCUUUUUUAAAUUGUAAUAAACAAGGCAUAAUGUCAGUUGAUUGUACAAGGGAUGUCGUGCCCACAUUUUUACAAUUGAUGUCAUGUCAUUUUUUGUACAAGGAAUGCCAUAUCAUCAUUUGUUCAAGGGAGGUCUUGUCAAAAGAUGUUGUUUGUAAAAAUGAUGUCAUAUAUAGAUAUUGUACAAAAGAUGGUGUGUCGUUGGUUUUACAAAAGAUGGUGUGUUGUUGCAUUUACAAUGAUGUCAUUAUCCAUUGUACAAGAGACGUCAUGUUCUUCAAAAGGAAAAUCAAUGGGAUUGUACAAAAAUUUCAUAUCUGAAUGUGUCAUGUUGGUUUAAGUGGUUGCGUGUGUUAAAAGUGUGUGCCAAGUGUGUUGAGAAUGUACAAUAAUGCAAGAUUUAUCCCUUUUUUCUUUUUUUUUUUUAUGUUUUUGUCGUUUUAUGUAUUUGAGACGUGUAUUGAAUGUGUGAUAUCUUUCGUGUAAUAGUCAUUGGCACAAGCAGUACUUGAUGUUCGUUAUAUUAAGGAACAUAUGUGUGAUUCCUUGGUCAUCUUUUAAUUUGUCUUGUGCCAUUACUAGAAAAAGUGCCGUCAUUUUCUUGUUAAUGUGUCUCACAUGUUUAGGUAUCUCUGCCGGUACAGAGAUCAAACAACCGUAGCCCAAAUGUACAUUUAUCACAAUUUUAUAGAAGUACAUGGCUAUCUUUGGUUGUAAUUAUCACACUCAGAGUAAUUAUAUCCCAUAUAUAUAUAGAUUUUAGGAGAGUAUGUUAAUACAGAGGAUGUACAUUUCAUUAAGAGAUAUUCUAUAACACCAUUGGUAAUGUUGUGGGAACUAUUAUACAUCAGAGUUAUGAUGAUUUUAUGUUAAGUUUGUAUUUUUCUUGCUGUAGUAAUACAGUGCCUGUAAUUUUUUCCUAUCUGUAGCAAUGCAGUGUUUAAUAUAGCAGAGAAAUCUACCCCCAAGUUGCACUUCUUUUAAAAGAUGCAAGUUUUUGUACAUUUUUCUACUAAAAUGUAAUAUUAAAGUACUUUUAAUUAAAAAAAAAAAGUUUAAUCUUCAGCAACUGCUGUUUUUAAUGUUGAAGCUGAUUCCGUCUAACUUUUCAAUACUGCUAUAAUCUGUAGAUUAAAUUUGACCGAUUAUUAUGGAUGGAAGUGGUUAGGCAUGUCUAUUUGAUGUGUAGUGCUGUUGUGGUAAUUUUGAUUUUUAGUUUGGUUUCCUAUAAAUAUUUCAAACAAUCUGAUCAUUGAUUAUUGAUGCAGUGCUGAGGAACUUCAUUUGUGUUUGAUAUGGAAGGUAUGCCUUCUGUAUAUUUUUACUGCCUCACACUGUAGAUAACUUUAUGUUGUGCAUUCACAUUUCCAUUCUUCCUCAAUAAUCCUACCGGUAACUGUUAUGGAAAUGACACAUUUUAAGAAAGUAAAAGUUUUCACUUCUGAGUUUGAAUAAAGAUUGAAAAAAAAACCACCCAAAAUAUUUAUCAUAUAUGAAUUUAUAGUGCAUGGUUUCUAUAAAUUACAGUUCAUUGAUGUGUUAAUACAUAAACAUUUAUGUAAAGUUUUUUUUCUACUAUUGUGACAAAUAAUAAUGACAAAUUGAAAUGCAGCGUUUCCAUUUUGAUAAACUGAAGAUAUGUACAUCAUUGGUGUAUUUGCUCUAUUUAAUAUAAAUUUUAGUGUUUUUUGAUAUUUUAUAAAUUACUGUGUAGGUGUUAACAAAACUACUGCUAUUUACUGUUACUAUCAGUUUACACUAAUAUCUGACAAAAAAUUCUCUAGCAAAGGGUUCUUGUGUUAACCUGGUCAUAUGAAGUCAUUUGUAGACUUUGGUCGGAAGGCUUAACCAAGCUUAUAAGUGUCAUUGUUGAAUAUUUAUGAAUUCAAUUACAACUACAGACCCAACAUGUUUGUAUUUAACUUUGGUUUAUUUCUAAAUGUAUUGUAUUUAUAACUUAUUUGUAAUACAAGUAACCUUUUGAAAAGCUCUAAAAAGCAUGAUUAACCAGUGAUUGAAGAACCUUGAUGUAUGAAUUUUAUAUAUCUUAUAUUUGUCAGCAGGAGUAUGUUAUAAAUUGUUUCCUUUUACUGAAAUUUCCUGUGCUUUUAUAACAGCUUUUCUUUUUGACAUUGAAAGUUACAAAGCAACAUCAAGGCAAAGACAUUUUUUUUAACUUAAUCCCAUUUAGUGUGUACCUGUAUAGAGAUACAUUACACAAGUUCAUGUAUGGAAAAACUUGUUGGCAGUUGGACUGUAAUAUAAUAGAAUUUGUACAAAUUGUUUCUUGUUGUGUUGAAGUUAAAGUUUAUAACCAAGUUCUGGCAAAAACUAAAGUGUUAAUAUUUUGUUACAUUGUUAUGUAUUUUAGAGAAUUUAAGAAUGAAAUUCCAAUUUAAAUUUCUUUAGCUUUACUUUAUGUGUAUGUUAAAAGUGUGGAUAACACUGUGAUAAUGUUGUAUCACAGUGGUAGUGUAUACAGGAAAACAUGGAUAUGAUGUAUGCUUGGUACAAACUGAACUUUAGUCUUUGCUUAAAUUCUAUUAAUUCAUAAGUUGCUAUCAAACAGAUAUGGGGCAUCCUUGAUGAUUUAAGUACCAACCUAGUUUCAGGAAAUAUUCCUGCUCUUACAGAAAUAGAACUUUGACACAGUGUAACACUCUUUGAUAGUGCAUUUAUAUGGUGAAGGAGGGAUCCAUACGAAUCUUAAAAGAACAAUUCUCAAGACAUCAUUGUACACUGUUGGACGUAACAGUAACUGAACUAUAUUACAAACAUGUGACAUUAAAAUCCUCCACCAUUCCUGUUUAUGUACUACAAUACCAGUAUUACCACUGCAUUGCCAAUGCCGUCUGUAUAAAAAUACAAAUAAUACACUGAUAUGACAAAGAGUUUUGCUUUUCAGAGCAUGACCUAAGCAGGCUUGUGACCUGGUAGUCCAAACAUCACUUGAAAACUUAGCUACACAUGUGUAUAUCGUAUGUAUAUCCAUAGCAUGACGUACCUGUUACAGUAUUAUAGUGUUGUACCACCUUCCAGACCUUAGAGGUUUCCUUAGAUGUCAUACCAUUUUUCAGACGUAAAUUGCAUAGCAAUGUCCAUUGGUUUAAAGCUAGUGUUAGCAAAAUAUGAUCACAGAUAAGGUAUUUAUGAUUAUUGUAACAAGUUCUUCGUUUUAACCUGCACUUGUUAAAAUGAAUUGUUUUGGGAUAUUUUUAUUCUUGUUACUAUGAAAUGAAAAAAAAUUGUUUGGAAUGGGAAAAAAAAUUUGAUGAACAUGCAAUUUUGUAACAGGUUCUACAGGGUAUUUGUUUCAAUUGCAAAAUGAAUUUUGUUCAUUGCCAAGUGAACAUUUAUCUUCAGUCUGGAAAUGAUUGAUUAACCGUGAUUGAAUAAUUAAAACUGGUAUUGUAACUAACCCCCCACGUGCAAAAGUUCAUGUUUUCUAAAUAACCUUGAGAAUUUAACAACCUUUUUAACCUGUUGAUAUUAUUUACAUAAUUGUAUGGUAAUGAAGAAUUUUUUUAUCUUGUACUCAAUACUACUUAAAAGUGCUUUAUUCUGUGUAAAUCAAAGUUAGAACUUAAAUUAACUUUGCUCAAUUUUGAAUAUAGAUACUAAUAUUUACAUGUGGCUCUAUGACUUUGGAGGUGUGUGUGAAGUAAUCUUCCCUGCUUUCAUAUUUAAACCAUCAUGAACUGAAAUUUUAUCACCUGCCAGAUAACCAUCCAUGACUAGUAGCAUACAAAGAAAUAUUGUUUCUCUGUACCCACACAUUGACGAGAAACCAAUUCUAUGGUUUCAGUUGUAUUUUACAUGUGCAGAGUUUAUAAUGAUGAAGUUGUACACAUUGAUUUUUACGAGUAAGUUGGUAGUUUGUCAGAGGAAUUAUCCUGGAAGGGAAAUAAAUGGUCUUGUUCUGAA